Messenger RNA from Aphis gossypii (cotton aphid), 903 nucleotides. Its product is annotated as tigger transposable element-derived protein 4-like. Gene Ontology annotation, cellular component: nucleus. Bases 1 to 903 code for a protein of 300 amino acids. The transcript has 4 exons. Lineage: Eukaryota; Metazoa; Arthropoda; Insecta; Hemiptera; Aphididae. Gene Ontology annotation, molecular function: DNA binding. The record is from RefSeq and is a predicted model, not a curated record.
AUGCCUCUUAAUUUAAAAACUCUUACUGUUAGAAAAAAAAAAAAGGUUCUUGAAGCAGUGAAAAACCGGAAGAGGAAGAGAGGCCCUGAUUUUUCAGACGUAGAAGAAUGUGUAGUUAAGUGGUUCAAGCAAUGCAGAGAUGCCAAUGUCAGUGUCGGAGGUCCUAUUUUAAAGGAAAAAGCAGAAAAUUUCGCAAAAUCAUUAGGCCACGAACAAUUUGAGCCCAAUAACGGGUGGCUUGAAAAUUUUAAAAAACGGCACGAUAUUUCUUUUAGAAAAGUCUGUGGUGAAAGUGUAGGUGUCAGUGAUAAUGUUGUAAAUGAAUGGAAAAUAAAUUUGAACGAAACUGCACUUUUUUACAAAUGUAUGCCAGAUAAAACUUUAACAUUCAAAAAUGAGCAAUGCAGUGGUGGUAAACAUAGCAAAGAACAACUUAAACUAUUAUUGGCUGUUAACAUGACUGGUACAGAUAAACUGAAACCUUUAAUAAUCGGAAAAUCGAGAAACCCGAGGUGUUUUACAGGUGUCAAAUCUUUUCCUGUUGACUACACAGCAAAUAAGAAAGCAUGGAUGACUAGUGAAUUGUUUGCUGAAUGGCUAUUACGAAUAAACAAACCAAUGAAAAUACAAAAACCUAUAAAAGUAAAAUUUUUACCGCCAAAUACCACAUCAAAAUCGCAACCUUUGGACCAAAGAAUUAUUAAAACGUUCAAGACGCUUUAUAGAGAAGAAAUAGUGAGGAAAAUUAUAAGUGAUAUGGAUGACGAAAAAUCUACAGUAAUCGAUAUUCUUCAUGCUAUGCGCAUUGUUGAUAAGACAUGGAGAAACGUAGCAACGUUAACAAUCGUGAACUGCUUUAAACGUGUUGAUUUGUACUUGAAUCUGGGAAAGACGACACAUUGA